Molecule: messenger RNA, 408 nt
Organism: Microthlaspi erraticum
Lineage: Eukaryota; Viridiplantae; Streptophyta; Magnoliopsida; Brassicales; Brassicaceae
Source: the annotation of a GenBank genome assembly
AUGGCUUUCCCUUGCCAUUUGUUGAACUUUUGGAGAAGUCCAAUCCUCUUGUGGCAGCCACAACAGAGGGGUUCAUCCUUGGAGCCUCAUACUCCUCAAAGUAAUAGCACUCAGGCUCACCCAAAUCCGCACUCUCCUGGACCUGAUCUUCAGCUCGAUCCUCAGCUCGAUCCUCAGCUCGACUCAGCUCGAUCGAGCUCAGGCUCCUCUUCUCGCAAAUCCUCAUGCCCAACUAAUGUGUACACAGGGGGUCUGAAGUCAAUGUUCUCACCCCUUACUACUGUGGUUGGUCUUGCAAAACUUGAUGUCCAUCCAACCUGGUUCAGUGGCUCUCUAUCAGUUGGGUUCACUCCAGCAGCACACAAGAUAGGUGUGAUGAGCCCUCCAACACUUAGCGCCUUCCUUUGA